Messenger RNA from Daldinia loculata, 2295 nucleotides. Its product is annotated as MFS general substrate transporter. Gene Ontology annotation, molecular function: transmembrane transporter activity. The record is from RefSeq and is a predicted model, not a curated record. NCBI's taxonomy places the organism in Eukaryota, Fungi, Ascomycota, Sordariomycetes, Xylariales, Hypoxylaceae. The coding region runs from base 491 to 2089 and encodes 532 amino acids. Gene Ontology annotation, biological process: transmembrane transport. The transcript has 2 exons. Gene Ontology annotation, cellular component: membrane.
GUUUAAGCUUUAGCAUCAUGUACAAUUUGUUUAACCUAUCUGCCUAUGCCCUAAAGGGUAGCCAAGACUCAAGUUGUGCAUCGUUGGGUCCAGUAUAAUAUUCUCCUUAGUUUCCGCUUUACUAAUAUCAACCAAUCACAAGUUUCAAUACCCCGGAAAUGGAACCCGGCGUUCUUGUUAACAUCCACAUCUUCGAUUGCAUAAUUUGAUAGGGGUUCCCAAUAUGGUGGCCAAGAUUCACCUCCCGCAGGUUCGACGUGACUUUUUAUCACACUAACAAGACGGUGACUGGAUCUUUUCUAAGUCUUUCCUUUGGUGACCGCUACAUAAACACUUAAAAUGUCUCUUCUGCUAGUAUUUAGCAAUGGCAUUCGGUGGAAUCAGUUCAAGAGAUUCCCUGAUUCCCUCCCUAACUUGUUGCUUUUAACCCGCUCAAUAUCGGUCAACCUAAUCCAGUGCAACCGUUGUCCUCGAUAGAGUAUGAUACGCUAUGGCCGAAUCAACAGAGUUUAAUAAUGGGAUAUUCGAUUCGACCCCCGAGACCCCUGAAGAUGGGAACUGCGAAGCCUUGAGCAAAGUCGAUAUCGAGCGUCUCGGUCGUCAGCGACCAGAAACUCUUGCCAAUUGGGCCGCCGAGGCCGGCUUCGUUUUCGCCGUGGUCGCAUCGCUAUGUAUGAGCGAGUACUUUAUCAGCGGCUUCAAUAUCGUCUUGCCCGCAUUAGCCAACGCCUUAGAUAUCCCGGAGUCACAACGAACAUGGCCGGCUGGAGUGAUAAACUUAACCACUGCCGCCCUACUUCUGCCGUUUGCUCGACUUUGUGCUAUGUACGGUGGCAGGAGUGUGUUUUUAGGCGGCCACAUCUGGCUCCUGAUCUGGUCUAUCGUCUGUGGCUUUAGCAAAAACGCUACUAUGCUAAUAGUAAGCCGUGCGAUGCAGGGCAUAGGCGCUUCUGCGUUUCUUCCAGCGGGUCUUGCUCUCCUUGGCCAGACGUAUCGACCCGGUCCACGCAAAAAUCUUGUCUUCAGCUUGUAUGGUGCAUCCGCCUGUGUAGGGUUCUAUUUCGGUAUCAUUAUAGGUGCCCUUACCGGACAGCUAGCUGACUGGACCGUCUACUUUUGGGUCGGCUCUGUGUUCGUAUUCGCUGUCAUCGUUACCGGCUUCUUCACCAUUCCCCGAAACCUUGGCCAUAAUGACCCGGACGUGCGUAUGGAUUGGUGGGGAGUGUGUACAAUUGUACCAGGAUUAGCACUUGUCGUCUACGCGCUUACGGAUGGCGGAAAUGCGCCGGAUAGCUGGCGUACGCCUUAUAUCUACGUAACCUUCAUAGUGGGCGCCCUCUUGCUCUGCGCUGCGGUGUACGUUCAAGGCUGGGUUUCGGCGCAGCCGUUACUUCCAGCUGACAUAUUCCGACCAAAAUAUAUGAAGCGUAUCUCUGCCUUCAUAUUCUGCGGGUUCGGAGUGUUUUCGAUUUUCUUGUUCUAUGCUAGCUUUUAUAUCGAGGAAGUUCUUGACGCAACCCCCAUACAGACUGCCGUGUGGUUUAUACCACUGGCUCUAGGUGGCUUCAUACUCGCAAUUACGGGAGGGUUUGUUUUACACAUACUUUCGGGACAUAUCUUGCUGAUCGUUUCUGGUAUGGGCUAUGUGCUCUGUGUAUUGCUAUUCCCUCUCAUACCUGCGCAAGACGGAUCAAGUGGGAUGUCAACCAGUCAUCUUUAUUGGUCUUACAUAUUUCCUUCGAUGAUAUGUGGUACCAUUGGUAUCGACAUUACAUACAAUGUGACCAACGUCUUCGUCACAACAUCUAUGGCCCAACGUCAUCAAGCUACUGCUGCUGGGCUCAUCACGAGUCUCGGAUAUCUCGGUAUGGCGUUUUGGCUAGGUGUCUCGGAGCUAGCCAUCUCGACUUGGGCUCGGUCUCAUGCAGUAGAGAACCCUGAUCUUCGUGAAAAAUAUCAAGUUGGGUUCUGGACGGGCGUCGGGGUGGCAGGUUUCACUUUAUGCUGCGCCGCGACUUCGAGGAUCGGCCGAGCGUCGGCCGAAUUAACAGCAGACGAGAAGUAUGAAUUAGAGCAUAAUAUCGCCUAGAAAUAGGCUAAAUAAUGAUGAUAUGACUAUACAUAGACGCCGAAAUAGAAGGAUAUAAAAGGUAGGUACCUAACGUUAGAUGGGAUAGACUGUCGUUUGCGCAUGGAUGUUUUUAAAUAUUCCGAAUAUUUCGGUAUGCCGCUUAAUUUAAUAAUAUAUUAUUAUACGGUUAGAUUCGACUAAAUAUCAUUUAACCAUAAUCUUUA